AUGCCGCAUUUCGGCAUUAAAAAAGAUAGCCGCAUGAGCCCCCUUAGAAUCGUAUUCAAUGCCUCAUCCAAAGCUAAGAAUAAUAAAUCCUUAAAUGAAUGCCUGUUACCUGGGCCUAAUUUAGUAGAGUUGGCCUAUAAUUUGCUUCUAAAGUUUCGAAUGAAUAAAUACGCCAUGCUUGCAGACAUAAGCAAAGCAUUUCAUAGAGUACUAUUAGAUCCCCGUGAUGCCAAAUAUACAAGAUUCCUGUGGCGAGAGGUAGCAGGUCGAGCGCUGACCUUCGCUUUCAGAGUCGUGGUGUUCGGCAUCACGGCUAGUCCCUUUUUGUUACAACAAGUAUUGAGUCAUUAUUUUAGUUUAGAAGGAAGACCUGAAUUAAGCAAGUCAUUUUACAUUGAUAACUAUGUUAGUACCUUUGAAACUCUGGAUGAGAUGAAAAAAGAACAAGAAUCUGUCCAUGCAAUUUUGGAUAAGGGCCAGAAUGCCAUUAGAAGGGUGGGCAACGAACAGUAUAGCCUUCGAUAG
Molecule: messenger RNA, 525 nt
Organism: Macrobrachium nipponense
Lineage: Eukaryota; Metazoa; Arthropoda; Malacostraca; Decapoda; Palaemonidae
Exons: 1
Coding region: 1-525 (174 amino acids)
Source: RefSeq, a predicted model, not a curated record